AAGCGAGCCACAACCAACGCCCUCUUCGUUUGCUCUAUCUCCAAUUAGAAACCUACGAACACUUCACUCCAACUACCACAUUACCAAUCUCAAUUCAAUUCCUCUUUCUACCUUUCACAACUACAUCACACUCAACAUGUCCACCUCCGGAUCCGGUCAAUCCAGCGUCGGCAGCCGUGCCAUCUACGAGGCCGGCGACCAGCGCAACGUCCCCCAGGCCGAGUUGAACGAACGUGCCCGCUACGCCGAGGGCCAGACGCACAGCCACAAGAACCUCGACUCCAAGGACCAGCGCUCCAUCGCCAACAAGCUCGCCUCGCAAGAGAACAAGCCCGAGAGCGACCACCACCACAACUUCGACAAGGACCCCGAGGCCGAGCUCAGCAAGCAGGAUCCCACGAAGCCUGCUAAGCUCCACGGCAACGCGCCCUCCAAGGGCGCUCAGAUCGACGCCGAGCUUCAGGCGGAGGAUGAGCAGAGACUCAAGGAGAAGGGAAUCAAGAAAUAAGCGCUGAAAAGCUGGUCUUGCGUGUAUAAUUUUCUUGGUUUCCUCCUUUUUCCUCUUCUAUGUUACGGGUAUAUUUUUAUGACGACUUUGAAAUGUGAUGAUCGCAUGAGCGUAACUAUUGU
This is a messenger RNA of Aspergillus homomorphus CBS 101889, 630 nucleotides long. RefSeq lists its product as uncharacterized. Bases 137 to 508 code for a protein of 123 amino acids. The record is from RefSeq and is a predicted model, not a curated record. The transcript is spliced from 3 exons. NCBI's taxonomy places the organism in Eukaryota, Fungi, Ascomycota, Eurotiomycetes, Eurotiales, Aspergillaceae.